Penicillium riverlandense is the source of this 1530-nucleotide messenger RNA. Its product is annotated as proline permease PrnB. Lineage: Eukaryota; Fungi; Ascomycota; Eurotiomycetes; Eurotiales; Aspergillaceae. The record is from RefSeq and is a predicted model, not a curated record. Gene Ontology annotation, cellular component: membrane. The transcript has 3 exons. Gene Ontology annotation, biological process: amino acid transmembrane transport. Gene Ontology annotation, molecular function: amino acid transmembrane transporter activity. The coding region runs from base 1 to 1530 and encodes 509 amino acids.
AUGUCGGAUGCCGACAAGACCCAAUUGCCAGAGAAGGAUAUGUCGACCGAGCCGGCCAACAUCUCUAAUGGCCAGGUGCUCGAAACCGAUGCGGCUGGCUCUCAUUCCAAGCUCAAGUCGAGACACUUGUACAUGAUUGCCAUGGGAGGUUGCAUCGGGACCGCAUAUUUGGUGGGCUCCGGUAAAACCCUCAGCAGAGGCGGCCCUGCCCUCGCCCUCGCCGGAUUCAUCACCAUCUGCUCUGUCGUUUGGGUCUUUUCGACCCUACUUUUCGAGAUGGUGGCCUAUAUCCCGCUGAAUGGGGCAGGUCCGGACUACUAUACAACUCACUUCCUUUCUAAGUCGUUUGGCUUUGCCAUGGGCUGGAACUACUGGUAUGCGUACUCGAUUCUGGUUCCUUUCGAAAUUACCGUUGCCACGCUUGUCAUCCAGUACUGGAAUCCCCCUGUCCCCGACGCCGUCUUCAUCUCUAUUCUCUUUGUGAUCAUUGUUGCCCUGAAUUAUCUGCCAGUUGGAAACGCUGGCGAGGCAGAGUUUGCCUUCUCGUCUCUGAAGCUCACCAUGCUUAUUGGAAUUAUUAUCUUAUCCAUCAUUCUCGCAGCAGGCGGGGGCCUUCAGCUCUCAUUUGCUGCCGAAAUGGUGGCCGUGUGCGGCGGCGAGACCAGGAGUCCCCAAAAGACGGUUCCCAAAGCUGCAAAAGCCUUCGUUGUUCGCCUCAUUGUUUUCUACGUACUCCCCAUUCUGGGUGUCACGUUGACUUGUCCGUCUAAUGCCCCCGAACUGACUUCCGGGGGCGAAGGGGCCGGGUCAUCGCCCUUUGUCGUCGGUAUCAAGGACGCGGGCAUCCAUGUCCUCGAUCACAUCGUGAACGCAGUCAUUUUGUGUUCCGCGUGGUCAGCCGGCAACGUUUACAUGCACUUGGCUUCCCGCUCGAUAUAUUCUCUGGCCACAGCGGGCAACGCACCCAAAAUCUUUACCAAAACCAACCGAUGGGGGGUCCACUACCUGGCAGUGACGAGCUGUACCGUGCUCACCCUCCUGGCGUAUUUGAAUGUCAGCUCCAGUUCUGGCACAGUGUUCACUUGGCUUGUCAACAUGAUCAACAUGGCCGCUUUCUUCUCUUGGAUUCUGCUCUCAUGUUCUUAUAUUCGAUUUCGAGCGGCACUAGAAGUCCAGGGCGUGGACCGUUCAACCCUACCAUUCGUAUCGGUUUGCGGCAAGCCGGGUGCCUAUUUCUGCAUUGUCUUCUUCACGAUUGUCGGUCUCUUGAACGGAUUCUACGUCUUCUUUCCUUCACAGUGGAACGUCUCGGACUUCUUGACUGCCUACAUUGGCACUCUUUUGUUUGUGGUCUUGUAUAUUGGACACAAGCUUACUGUUGGUCGAAAGGAACCUUGGCUGAUUCCUGCCCAGGAGAUUUGCCUGGUGUCUAAGCCUGAAGGAGCGAGCGAGGCAUCCACCCAUGACGACAUUGAGUCUGCCGGGGCAUUCUCUCAGACCUGGAAGAAUCUUUUAGGAAAGUCCAAGUAG